Mesorhabditis spiculigera is the source of this 6099-nucleotide messenger RNA. NCBI's taxonomy places the organism in Eukaryota, Metazoa, Nematoda, Chromadorea, Rhabditida, Rhabditidae. The record is from the annotation of a GenBank genome assembly.
AUGUCCACGCAGACAAUGGACGCUCAUGGCGAGCCGUCAAAUAAGAAGGCACGGUUGUCGCCUUCUUUCGACGACAUGGAUAUGCUCAACGGUUUGGACAAGAUGGACCCGAUGGGGCAACCCGAUCAGAACAUGAUCAAUUCAGCCAACGCGGGCGGCGGUGGAAUGAAUAUGAAUCAGGGAAAUGCCUAUCAGCCGGGGCCCCAUUCACAGAAUAGCUCCGGACCGACAUCCUCGGUUCUUCAAGAGCUACUACAGAAUCCCACAUCAACGGGGCCUCCAACUUCGAUGAAUUCACCGAGACCUCCUUACCAAGGGCAAGCUGGCGGUCCGGCUGCUUACCAACAGGCACCGAGGGACAGCCCAAUUGGACCAACAAUGAUGUCCCCACCAACUCAAGGACAACAAAUGGCCAACCGACCCGUAGCGCCAGUCGGCCCCUUGAGAACAGGCCCCGGCCCCGGACCUGGACCCGGUCAAAUGUACGCCCAAGACCAAAUGAUCCCUCCUGGUGGUCAACAAUACGCGCCGAUGAUGCAAGGACCAGGCCCUGGCAUGAGCUUCUACCAAGGGCCCGGCCCUGCCGGUCAACCCGGACCCCCGCGACAACAAAUGGGCCCCGGACAGUACCAACAAAUGCCGAGACAACAAGCCAUGGGCCGUGGAAUCCCGAUGCAACCCAUACACAACGGGAUGCCGCCACAGCAGAUGAGGGCACCGCCUGGCCAACGACAGAACAUGAUGAUGCAGCCGAUGCAAGGGAGACCAAUGCCCGGAAUGCCUCCACAACAAUUCGAUCAACAUCCGCAGUACAUGGGCCCUCGAGACCCGCAGUUCAUGCAACCGCCGGCGCAGCAUCAUCAAUUCAACGGAAUGGGAGGACAAAUGCCGCGUGGACAACCACCGCAGCACAACUAUGCACCCAAUGGCCCAAUGCCAAUGCAAAACCAACAGUAUCCGCCGAUGAGCCAGGGUGCACCCCAGCAAAUGCAACCAAUGAUGCAAAAUGGCCCUCCAACCCAACAACCCGGAAUGCCACAGCAUCCCAUGCAACAACAACAACCACCACCACCUGCACAAUCUCAACCCGGCGGCCCCAUGCCUGCCGCUCCACAAAACCUUGGCCCUCCUGGACCCCCACCAUCCGGUGGCCCUCAACCCAUCCAACCUGGUGGACCUAUGGAUCCCGAAAAGAGAAAACUCAUACAACAACAACUCGUCCUCUUGCUCCAUGCUCACAAGUGCCAGCAGCGACAAUCGACCUGCAAUCUGCCGCACUGCUCGACGAUGAAGGAGGUGCUCUUGCAUAUGACAUCUUGCAAUGCGGGAAGGAUGUGCAAUUUCCCACAUUGCGCUUCAUCUCGACAAAUAAUCGCUCAUUGGAAGAACUGCAGUCGUGACGAUUGCCCCGUUUGCAAACCGCUGAAGAACAUUCAAUCCAAUCAGAAUGCUCAGGGAGCAGCACCUGGAGGAGGUGAUGAAGUUUUCCCGAUGGAUGCCGGAUCAUCCUCGUCCUCAGCUGUUGGCCUAGCCCAGGGUAAUAUGCCAGGCGGUGUUGGAGCUGGCUUGGAUAUGCCCGACUUCGGUAGCGCAUCACAGAACGCCCAACAACUUCUACAUGACUACCCCGGACCCGGUGGCGGGCUGUUCGGCAGUGACAUCUUCCGUUCUCCCAACAACCCACCUCCGAACAAGAACAUCGGAAGUCAGAUCCCGGGCCACAAACUUCUGGAGCAGCAGCAGCGUCAGCAACAAGUUCCGCAGCAGGCGCAACCUAACAACGCUCCCCCAAUCAAAGAAUGGCAUCAACAAGUCACAAAAGACCUCCGAAACCACCUCGUCGGCAAAUUGGUGAAAGCCAUCUUCCCAAGCCCCGACCCAGCAGCAAUGCACGAUCAAAGAAUAAAAGACCUGAUCAGCUACGCGAGAAAAGUAGAGAAGGAGAUGUUCGAAAUGGCGGAAGAUCGCGAGGAAUACUAUCAUCUCUUGGCCGAGAAGAUCUACAAGAUCCAGAAGGAGCUCCAAGAAAAGAAGCAAAAACGGUUGAACGAACAGCAGGCAGCCCAGCUUCGUUGUGGUCAGAUGCCGGGUCCGGGACCAAGUGGCGGAGAUGCCGGUGGACCAUCAGGAUCGAGAGCCGGAAAUUCGCAGCAGUGGAAUCAGAACUACGCUGACUUGACAAGCGACUUCGAUAUGAAGCCUCAAGUCCCAGGUGGAGAUCAAAUGUCCGGAGGCGGUAUGAUGGGCAUGCCGGGCGGACAGCGACCGAAGCCGCUACACCAGGCUCAACAACCUCAGCAAGGUGUAUGGGCACCAUCAAGCGAUCCGGCUAGCAAUCAAAGCUCUCAACAAGGCUACGAUGUGAAGCCGGACUCCCAACAGGUCCAACACGUACAGGAUAUGCUCGAGAUGGAAUACCCAACAAAUGGAGCUCAAAUGAACGGCAAUGUCAACCAGAUCAAAAACGAGAUCAAGCAGGAAUUGCUAGCGGUGGAAGAUCGCCCUCAACAACCUCAAGCUCCCAAGCGCAAGCUGGAACCACCGCCAAGGGAAAUGACUUCCGAUCGGGAGCCAAGACCCUCCAAGCGCGAGUUGACACCCGGACCUGCGCGCGAAGAUGUGGUGUUCUCACCCGAUGAGCUUCGGAACCGUUUGCGUCCGGUCUGGGAGAAGAUGGAUCACAGCGACGAUGCUAUCCCCUUCAGGGUCCCGGUCGAUCCGGAGCUCUUAGGAAUUCCGGAUUAUCCGGAUAUUGUCAAACAUCCGAUGGAUCUCUCAACGAUCAGCCAAAAACUCGACCUCGGAGCAUACAAAAAUGCCUGGGAGUUCUGUGAUGAUAUGUGGCUGAUGCUGGAGAACGCGUGGCUUUACAACAGAAAGAACAGCAAGGUUUACAAGUUCGCCACCAAGAUGUGCGAGCAAUUCAUCGUGGAGAUGAACCCGGUGAUGAAGAAGAUGGGGUACUGUUGCGCUGAGCGAUUGGCCUUCACCGCCCUGCCCUUGUUCUGCUACGGUGCGACGCAGUGUAUUAUUGCUCGAGAUCAGCCUUACAUGUGUUUCGAGCGCAACAGCAACCAGUACGGCAUCCAAGUCUCCGAGAAAUUCACCUACUGCAUGAAAUGCUUUGAAACCAUGAUCCCAGCCGAGGGAAUGGCUCUAACCGACGAUCCGGAUACAGCCCGUGUUCCUAAGGAAGACUUCAAAGAGAUGAAGAACAACCUCAUCGACUACGAGCCGUUUGAGUAUUGCAAGCUUUGCUACCGGAAAUGGCAUCGCAUCUGUGCCCUUCACGAUAAGAAGGUCUUCCCGGAGGGCUUCAUCUGCCACAGUUGUCGCACGAAGGAAGGAAUGCCGAAGCCAGAAAACAAAUUCAUGGCUAAGAAGCUACCUCACAACCGGCUCAGCCAGCAUUUGGAGGAUCGUGUCAACACCUUCAUCAAACGUCGAAGCGCAGAGCUGAAGCUCAAAGAAGAAGCUGCUGAAGUCGUCAUCCGAACACUUUGCGUCCAAGACAAAGAAGUCGAGGUCAAGAAAGAGAUGAAAGAAAAGUACUGUCUCGGCCCGGAACAAUUCCCCGAAAAGUUCCCGUACCGCUCAAAGGCCGUCUUUGCCUAUGAAAUCAUUGAUGGCGUUGAAGUAUGCUUCUUUGGCCUUCACGUCCAGGAGUACGGUACCAAGUGCGGAAAGAGCAAUCAGAGACGAGUCUACAUCGCCUACCUCGACUCGGUAUACUACUUCCAACCCAAACAAUUGCGUACGGAUGUGUACCACGAGAUUUUGCUUGGAUACUUGGAUUAUGCAAAACGUCUCGGGUACUCAAUGGCACAUAUCUGGGCGUGUCCUCCAUCUGAAGGCGAUGAUUACAUCUUCCAUUGCCAUCCGCCAGACCAGAAAAUCCCGAAGCCAAAGAGACUUCAAGAUUGGUAUCGAAAGAUGUUGGAGAAAGGAGUGGAAGAAGGAUGCGUCGUGGACUUCAAAGACAUCUACAAAACGGCCAAGGACAACAACAUGCUCACCCCCACCGAACUUCCUUACUUCGAAGGCGAUUUCUGGCCGGGAGUCAUUGAAGAAUGCAUCCGUGAAGUGAAGAGUGAAGAAGCAGCCCGAAAAGAGGAUGUCGAUGAUGGCGAUGACUCAAACGGCAUCGGAGAUGGGAAAAAGAAGACGAAAAAGAACACGAAAAAGAAGAACACCAAGAUGAACAAGAAGAAGGGCGCCACGUCGACUGGCAAUGAAGUCACCGACAAGCUGUUCUCCCAUCUCGAAAAGCACAAGGACGUCUUCUUCACGAUCCGCCUGAUCGACAAGAUUUCGGAGAAGAAACUGCCGCCGGAGAUUAACGACCCCGAUGGUUUAAUGGCCAGCGAUCUGAUGGAUAUUCGUGACACCUUCCUGCAGAGGGCUAGGGACGAACACUGGGAGUUCAGCAGUUUGAGGAGAACCAAAUACUCGACGUUGUGCUUGUGCCACGCGCUCCACAGUGAAGGCGAGCAGAAAGAUUUGGGCUACCAGUGCGACAAAUGCAAAGCGACGGCUAGGUGGCAUUGCAAUACUUGCGAGGAUUACGAUCUCUGCGAUGCUUGCAAACAGCAAUACCCUCACGAACAUCCGAUGGAGGCGAUGAACUCACUUGUCGACCAGGGUGGCCGAGACCAAGGAAGCAGCAACAGAUACGAAAGCAUCCAGCGCUGUAUCGCAUCCCUGGUGCACGCCUGCCAGUGCCGAGACGCGAACUGCCGUCGCAUGUCUUGCCACAAGAUGAAGCGCGUCGUCCAGCACACCAAGAUGUGCAAGAAACGCGUCAACUCGGCGUGCCCCGUCUGCAAGCAGUUGAUUGCGCUCUGCUGCUACCACGCGAAGCACUGCCAACGGGAUGGAUGUCAAGUUCCGUUCUGUAUGAACAUCCGGCAGAAGCUCAGCGAGCAGAAGAGGUCGAUGGCUCGUCGUGCCGAGAUGAUGAUGAGGCGUCGUAUGGAGGGACUCCACGCGGCUGUCAUGCCGUCGUCCAGUGCCUCUACUCAACCUCCUUCACAAGCACCGCCCGCUCAACCGCCUAGCGUUCAAGCUCCAGCUUCACAACAAUCCAUGCCCCCAUCAGUCGGCCCGGGAUCUGCGGGUAGUCAACAAAACCCGGCAACUCCAUCAAACCAACACAACAUGAAAGCCCAGCAGAUGUAUCAACAACCCAUGGGCAAUCACAAAGGCCAACAAGGACAACAUCCCAUGAGCGGCCAAAGCCAACAAAUGCAACAGCAGCAGUAUCGCCAGCAACAAGGGAUGAUGUCACAACAAGGACAAUAUCAAGGCCAACAAAUGGGCGGUCAGCAAAUGAUGAAUCAGCAGCAGCGCCAACAGCAACUCCAACAACAGCAGCAACAACAACAGCAACAGCGCCAGCAGCAGAUGAAUAUGCAAUAUAGGCAACAACAACAGCAGCAGCAACAACCGAUGCAAAACAACCAAGGCCAAUAUGGUGCCCCCGGCCAAAUCAUGCCCAACCAACAACCGCCGCAAAAUCAACAACAGGGCAUGAUGGGCCAACAACAAGGGAUGCAAGGUCAACGAAUGCCACCUGGCCCUGGCCCCUCAGCCGGCUCUUCCGGACAACCUCAACAGUCCGACCCGCAGCUGCAGAAAAUCAUGCAGAGGCUGAAAGCUGCUCAGACUCCUGAGGAGAAGGAGGCCCUCUUCACAGAUCUGAAAAAGACGCCCCAUCUUUUCACCGCUUUCUUGAAGAUGAUGAACAACGGCGGCAACGGGCAGAUGGGAGGCAUCCCGAACAGCUGGACUGCCGGUGUCCAACGAUCCCAACACGGCAUGCACAUGCAGGGCAACGGGCCCCCGCAAAUGGGCCAACAACAUAUGCAAGGCCAACAGCAACAACAGCCGCAGCAGUUCUAUUCUCAACAUGAAUAUAUGGGCGGCCAGCAACCCCAGCAACAGCAGCAGCAGCCCGGUCAGCCUGGUCAGCAGCGGGGUGCACCCGGUGGCCAAUACGGCAAUGUACCGCCCCAGCAGCAGCAGUGGCAACAACAACAACAGUUCCAAAACCGGAACCACACUGGCUCGCCAGCCGUACCGCAAUAUGGAAACCAGUAU